This is a messenger RNA of Aspergillus alliaceus, 3894 nucleotides long. RefSeq lists its product as uncharacterized. Bases 281 to 3214 code for a protein of 977 amino acids. NCBI's taxonomy places the organism in Eukaryota, Fungi, Ascomycota, Eurotiomycetes, Eurotiales, Aspergillaceae. The record is from RefSeq and is a predicted model, not a curated record. The transcript has 5 exons.
CCCCAAUCUGCUAGUCACCUUCGCGCUCUCCUAGGGGAAAGAAAGAGAAGAAGAAAAAGGAAGAAAAACUCCUUUUUCCAAUAUUCUUUCAAAUUCAAAACACACGCUAUCCAGGUCUAUCAGUUCCCACCCUGAGACUACCCCUAAAGUCUCCAUCCCCCGGCGCGUGCCAUCGCCCGUGCUUGCUCCCCCCCAAGGAGUCAAGGCUCAUCGUCGCCAUGAGGCAUGUUCCUUGGCCGAUUUGGUUUCGCGCUCUCCAGUAAAAGUUAAUACGCCUGUCAUGGCCCCAGGCUGGGCUUCUCCGCCUGCUCCUGGCGCCUUGUCGUUGAACACUACUUCCGCCGUCGCCUAUCAACCACACCAUCAAGGGACUGGUGACACCAGCGGCUGGCCAAGUCCUCCUCCCUCCGCUUCUUCCACAACCGCUCCCCCUCAUCCUCUCCCCUCGUUUACUUCUCCUACGACUACCACUUCCCCCGUGCGCAGGAAACCGCUUCCCCAGAAUGCGUCCGCUGUGAUACCCCUUCGCCGGUCCGAGUCCUCUUCUGGUUCCACUGCCUCCUUCCCCGGAGGCGUAUCGCCUGCAGAUCCUCCAAUCCCUGUCACGAGUACAUCUGACGUGAAGAAUCAUUCUCGGCCCACCUUGUCCCAGUCGUCUUUCUCGGUUCCAGAACAGGCGGACCCCUCCCUCUUUGUUCCCAGGGAUCUGGAUAGAUUUCCCCGUGCUGGACAAUCCGCGCCUCUUCGCAUCAACGCAACUACCUCUUUCAUUGAUUCGUCCGACGACGACGUUGACGUUGACGCAGAAUACGGCUCCCAAUUUACGGAUGGGGGGCCAGUGCAUAGUCGUCUCGUCAGCGAACCGUUUAUCCCGGUACUCAAAUCUCCCUCUAUGGUGCAGAAACGGGCAACGACCAUGCCCCUGCACCCACCGUCGAACCGACCCCCACCCCUCCACAUUGAUUCUGGAGGACGUUCCGUGUCCGGCCCUGUAGAUAGCAAACAACCAAAGACCCCCGGGCACAAGAUCAGCUCGUUCUUCGGCUGGCGAGCUACCAUUACUACGUCCCCCGGCGCAGAAUCCUCGAGCACUGAAGUCUCCGAUACUGGCCAUUCCCCACUUCCAUCCCCGUUGCCAGCUUCCUUACCUAGUGCGAUGACACCGUCAACGACGGUGCCUUUCGAUGCCUCCAAGGCCUUUCCGCCGCGGAACCCAUCCCUUAGCAGCUCCGUGAUGUUGGAACCUGCGUCCUCCUCCGCGCAUGCAGCCGAGCUCGAAAAUGAACUGCGGGAAAUCAGUGCCGAGUUGGCGGGUUCCAUCCGGCGAGAGAUGGAGCUGGAGGAUUUGGUAGAAAGGCUCCAGUCGGAAAUGCCUCUGGAAGGUAACCGCCGUACAAGUGACUAUUUCUCCGAUUCGGGCACCAGUUCCAUUCGCUUGGUAUACGAUGGGCGGAUCGACGACGUCGAAAAGUAUCGGCGGGCGUCGGAGCAGGAACGGGCUCAAUUGAAAGUAGAUCUGACGCAGAAAUGGCAUGAAGAGCGGGCGCGCCGGGCCGCAGCUGAGUCACAUGUACAAAUAUUAGAAUCACAAGUACAUCAGCUCCGACGAGAGAGAGUAGACCUCUCUGACAUAUCUUCUCGAUCAAAAGAACUCGAGGCUGCGUUGGAAGCUACUCGCAGAAAAUUGGCGGAAGAACGACAGAUCAAAGACAAUUUUGAAGACUUACUGACCGCCAUGCGAGUAGAGCUGGAGCAACUUCGAAAUGAACGGGACCAUCUCCGUGACCAUAUUAUUCCCGAACUGAAAAACAGUGGAGGGCCUGCGUCCGACGCCUCAGAGGUCCAGCGACUGCUGGAAGAGCUCGAAGCCCUGAAGAUUGAGAAUGCCGCGUUGGCACAGCUGCAGGGCGGUCGAUUCGCUACCAUAUCGGAGGAUGGAGGUACUCCCAACCGGAACUCCGGGGUAGGAUUGUCACGCUCGAGCUCAGUAGCUCGGAUGCACUCAAAGCCUACUGCUAUACGGACCGGACUAUCGCGCUCCAAUUCUCUGUCCCAGUCGAGUCCAGUGUCUGCCAAGGAGCGUGACACACGGGAAUCAAUGGCAGAUCGAAUGGAAAGUGUUGAGGCACAGCGCGAUGCGCUCCACCAAGCUCUCCGGCGCUUACUCGAUCGCCAAGCUUAUGAAGCCCGGGAAUACGAGAAGCGUACUCGACUCCUAGAGCUAGAACUUGCCCACGUACAGCAAUUGGGAUCCCCGCGAAGACUAGGUUAUGAGAGAGAGGUCCGUAACCUGAGAGAUGAAGUGAACCAUCUCCGACAGCGCGCCGACGAGGCGUUGGACCAGAAAUGGCAAUGUGAAAAGGGAUUGGCAGGAAUUAAGAUGGACCUUGACCGUGCUGAGCAGGAAACCACAUCCCUUCGGAUAUUGCUGCAGGAGCACGAUGUCACCAUCCCGGAUGACCUCGCGGCCGGCCAAGAAGGGUUUGCGGAGGUCCUGGCCACCUCGUCGUCAUUGGAGUCCGCAUAUAAGCAACUCCAGGCUGACCGGGAGCACGCUGAAGCAAGCGCCGCCCAGUCACCUCUGGAGGAGCAUGGCCAGUUAGCAGCCUCGGUCAGUCGAACGGAAAGCCUAGCGCAGCAUGUGCGCCAUCAGCUAGAGACAAAUAACGCGUUACGCAGCCGCCUAGCAAGCGCUAUUGGCAAAGGCGAGAAGGAGCAGCAGAUCUCAGCAGCUCGGAUCGACGAAAUGCAGGCACGGCUCAAGGAGUUGGAAGACACUCUCCUGAUGGCCCAGCAACAUGCCGAAGACGAAAUGGCCCGACAUGAAGAAGAGAUUCGCCAUAUGAAUGAAAGCCACAACGCUCAGUUGUUUCGAAUGAAGAACGGUGCCCGUAGCCCCGCCGGCUUGUCACCCAUACCGCCUUCCUCACCCUUCGGUGCACGCUCUCCCCGCCUAGAUAAGACCACCAGCGGUGAUGGAAUUUCGCUAAGCCAGGCGGUAAAGCCGGAGGCCCUGGAGCGACGAGUGAAGGAACUCGAGAGACUCCUCCGCGAUGCCGACACGGAGAUGGAAGAGGUUGUUAGCCGCAUGAACCGAGCACAGAUCGAAGUGGCUGAACUCCAGUCUGACCGGGACGAAGCCCUUCGUCAAACCCGGAAACUCCAGGCGGAGAUUCAGGCUGAGCGAGCAGCCUUUAAAGCCCUAGAGGGCUAAUUUAUUCCCUUCAAGAUCAUGUUACGCUAUUUAUCUUGUGUAUAUAUACUGAUGAUUCUGUCCCCUGGCGCUUGGUGUCGGUAUCGCGGCGUUACAUAGAGUCGCUAUUUCUCCUUUGGAGGCGCAUUGUAGCGACUGGUUUCUGUUUGGCCCAGACCGCAACUGUUUGGGCGUUGUGCAUAUUUGACGAUUUUUGUAUAUGGCCGAUUUUGAAUCCACGAGGGAUGUGGACAUGUAUAUAUUGCGAUCACGAUGUGAUCAAAUUUAAUUCAUAUAAGAUAGAGACGGGGGUUGGAAGAGUGAAAGCAAUAAAGUCAUUCCUGCAUGCAGAGUCAUAAUAUUAUCCCUUCCGUGUGUUUGUUUGGUUUGUUCCCAUAUUGAUUUCAAUGAUUUGCCUUGAUCUGGCCUCUUAAGGAAUGCACAUGUCUCACUUUCCUCAGACAUCCAACAACCAUGCUUCAGUGCUCCCAUAGCGGUGUUAGGAGGUUUUCGGCUCCUUUAUGAAGUGCUAGGUUAUUGCUAGAACGAGUUUGACCCUUCGGCUUCUCUAUCCCAUCGAAACCCAAGAUCACAUAGUUGAACGCCAUGGACUUCCUCCCCGGUAUGUUAUGAUAACAAUACACACCUGCCCAGAGUUAUCGCUAACGCCGGACAACAGAAUCCAUCAGAUCUCUGAUCCA